GGCUCUCUCUCCUCUCUCUCUCUUUAUAUUAUAUCACUACAAUAGUAUGCCAUUUUGGAAUCCUGCUGGCCGUGUGGCGUGUGCCGCAACCGUCUUGUUGCCCACUUCCGUCGUCUUGGGCCUUGCUUAUACCUCGCGCGAUUCCCUUGGAUCCAUGGUUCUCGUCACCCGACCACAACGGAUUGCCUUGAUGAUUCAUGCCCUGUACUUUGUCUACUGCGUCUUUGCUUUCGAAGCCCUCAUUGACAUGGGUCCCAUGUCCACCACGGGAACCGUGCCCGAUCAACCCGACAAUUUAUUCUGGCAAAUGACUUGUUUGUCGGGCGAAGUCUUUUUUGUGGCCGCCACGGCCCUGGCGUUGAUCGCCAGCCAGCCAGCAGUGCCCCGAUGGUCGCUGUUGGUGCCCAUUGCGCAGGUAUCCUACAACCUUAAAAACUCCUUGAUUUGGUGUGUGUUGUAUCCCCAGUUUUCUCCCGUCGGACAGCCGAUCGAAUUGAUGAAAAGCUUGGUGGACUCUACACUAUCAGGUGGACUUGUGCAAGGCGAUGGCCAAGGACGAAGGAUUGUUCAAUGUUUGCUUGAUGAAACGCUACAAUCAAGGUCGGAUUCGAAGAUCAUUGACUACUUGGUGCACAAGAUCAGCUCCACUGAUCUCGGCAUUCAACCUCACAGAUUGGACUGGAUGAUAGAAAGUUGUGUUUACAGGAUCUGA
Seminavis robusta is the source of this 712-nucleotide messenger RNA. Lineage: Eukaryota; Bacillariophyta; Bacillariophyceae; Naviculales; Naviculaceae. The record is from the annotation of a GenBank genome assembly.